UUGCCACAGCAUCUGCAGGGACCCUGUGUCGCCUCUAACAGAAAUGGACGGCAGAGCAGAUGUGAAGUCUCUCAUGGCGAAGUUCAACGUCGGCGGUAACCCCACAGAGGAGGCGUCCGUCGGCCACAGGCCCUUCAAAGUCUCGGGGCAAAACUCACCAUCAUCAUCUUCUUCUUCUUCUUCGGGGAUCCAGGCGAGAAAGAACUUAUUCGACAGCGGCCAAGGACAUGCCGCCCCUGCGGCGUUGGGAGCCGGCCACGUGCCUAAGCCUGGGGCCCCAAAGCCACCUUUGGCGGCGAAGCCCGCCUUUGAGGAAAAGGCCGAGAAGGAGCCCAAACCCCCUUUUUUAAAACCUACCGCGAGACUGGGAGCGCCGAGCAGCAGCUCGGCUGCCAGAGACCCCGAGGCCAAGGUGGGGUUCCUGAAGCCCGUGGGCCCCAGGCCCGCCAUCGUGUCCAGAGACGACCCCAAAGCGGCGUCCCCGCGGCCACAUCCGGGCACUAAGCCGUCCCCGCACGGCGACCCCCAGGACCCGGAUGGGAGGACGGCGGCCGGCGUCAGGCCCGGGCCCGCUGCCCCGGCCCCGGAGGACGACCAGAGGCCCGUGUUCCCCAAGUUGGCCGCAGCCAAGGGCAAGUUCGCGUCCACACAUGGUGCGGACCCCAAACCCCACUCGGCCAGGCUCGGCUUGGGCCCGAAGCCGUCCCCGGGCGCCGAGAGCUCCCCGCCGCCGCCGCCGCAGGACGAAGGCCCGCCGCGGGCCCCGGACGCCAAGGCCAGGAGCGGCCCUUCGAAGGCAGCAAGGGAGAACCCCGAGCCCAAGGAGCGGGCAGGUGACCCCCCGAGUUCGCCCUUCGCCGGGGUGGUCCUGAGACCCGCUGCCAGCAGAGGUAGCCCGGGCCCCUCGAGAGCCGGGGAAGAGAAGAGGGAGGAUAGGAAGAUGGAUGCUGCUAAAAACAUCUUCCUGGGCAGAGCGAGUCAGGAAGACCCAGCCAAGCUCCCCAAGCCAGCGUCCAAGCCGCCUUGGGGCAAAAGUCAAGAGAAGGAAGCUGAAGACAAGAACGCAGUGACCCCAAAGCGGAAGCCGCUGCCCCCCUUGUUCACCUUGGGCCCACCUCCAUCCAAACCCAGCAGGCCACCCAACGUGGACCUGACCAGAUUCCUCAAAGCUGACUCUGCAAACGGUACCAGCAAAGGCCAGACACCUUACUCAGCAACUGCCCUGCCACCACCUCCACCAUCCCAUCCAGUCAGCCAGCCACCGCUGCCAGCAUCUCACCCAACACAGUCUCCAGCCCCAAGCCUGCCGCCCAGAAACAUUAAACCCUCUCUCGACCUGCGAAACACUAUAAAUGAAGACAAUCAAGAUGGUUUCAUGCACUCUGAUGGUCCUGGAAAUCUGGAGGAGGAACAAGAGAGUGAAGGAGAAACAUAUGAAGACAUAGAAUCAUCUAAAGAACGAGAUAAGAAAUGGGAAAAGGAGGAGAAGAAGAGAUUGGAGCUGGAGAGAAAAGAACAGAAAGAGAAAGAAAAGAAGGAACAAGAAUUAAGGAAGAAAUUUAAACUAACAGGCCCUGUUCAAGUCAUCCACCAUGCAAAAGCCUGCUGUGAUGUCAAAGGAGGGAAGAAUGAGCUGAGCUUCAAGCAAGGAGAAGAGAUUGAGAUAAUCCGCCUCACAGACAACCCAGAGGGGAAAUGGCUGGGCAGGACGUCCAGGGGCUCCUAUGGUUAUAUUAAAACAACUGCAGUUGAGAUUGACUACGAUUCUUUGAAAUUGAAAAAGAACUCUCUCAAUGCUGUGCCAUCAAGACUUGUUGAAGAUGACCAAGAAGUGUACGAUGAUGUGGCCGAACAGGAUGCCCCUCCCAGCCACAACCAGAGUGGAACUGGAGGGAUGUUCCCGCCACCUGAUGAAGACAUCUAUGAUGGAAUAGAAGAGGGAGAGGCUGACAAUGGAUCUGCGCUACAGGUUGAAGAGAAGAGUAACACGUGGUCCUGGGGCAUCUUGAAGAAGUUAAAGGGAAAAGAUGACAGAAAGAAAAGUGUGCGAGAGAAACUUAAAGUCUCUGAGUCAGACAGUAAUGAAGGUUCAGCUUUUUCUUCCCCUUCGAAACAACCAGAUGUGGGAGAAGAGGUGUAUGACGAUGUGGAUGCUUCAGAUUUCCCUGUUCCACCAGCAGAGACAAGCCAAGGAACCAAUGUUGGAAAGGCCAGAUCAGAGGAGAAAGACCCCAAGAAGCUAAAAAGGCAGGAAAAAGAAGAAAAGGACUUCAGAAAAAAAUUUAAAUAUGAUGGUGAAAUCAGGGUUCUUUAUUCAACCAAAGUUUCACCCUCCUUAACUUCUAAAAAGUGGGGAGCAAGAGAUCUACAAAUAAAAGCUGGUGAAUUACUGGAAGUUAUCCAAAGUACGGAUGAUACGAAAGUGCUGUGCAGGAGCGAGGAAGGAAAAUAUGGUUAUGUCCUUCGAAGCUACUUGGUAGACAAUGAUGGAGAGAUCUAUGACGACAUUGCUGACGGUUGCAUCUAUGACAAUGACUAGAACUCAGCUGUUCACCCUUCUUUGCCCAUUAGUGGCCAAUAAGAAGUCUGGGUUUUACUUGAAUUAUGUUAUUGGGUAUCAGAAAAAAAAUUAAUGUGC
Molecule: messenger RNA, 2638 nt
Organism: Jaculus jaculus (lesser Egyptian jerboa)
Lineage: Eukaryota; Metazoa; Chordata; Mammalia; Rodentia; Dipodidae
Gene: Fyb1
Product: FYN binding protein 1
Exons: 19
Coding region: 44-2539 (831 amino acids)
Biological process (GO): integrin-mediated signaling pathway; T cell receptor signaling pathway; protein localization to plasma membrane
Cellular component (GO): plasma membrane
Molecular function (GO): protein binding; lipid binding
Source: RefSeq, a predicted model, not a curated record